This is a messenger RNA of Cyphellophora attinorum, 807 nucleotides long. RefSeq names its product 3-oxoacyl-[acyl-carrier-protein] FabG. The record is from RefSeq and is a predicted model, not a curated record. The transcript has a single exon. Bases 1 to 807 code for a protein of 268 amino acids. Gene Ontology annotation, molecular function: oxidoreductase activity. NCBI's taxonomy places the organism in Eukaryota, Fungi, Ascomycota, Eurotiomycetes, Chaetothyriales, Cyphellophoraceae.
AUGGUUCUUGAAGUGGACUUUCCAGCACCUCUGUCGGCGCAUCCUUUCGAGGGCAAGGUAAUCACCAUCACCGGAGCAAGCUCCGGCAUUGGAUUAGCGACUACUCUUCUUCUAUGGUCCCGUGGUGCCACCGUCUCUGCGAUGAGCAACAACCCAGACGGGAUGGCGGAGUUAGAGGCGGCACUUCGAGAAAAGUCCAAGACGUCAUCUCUACCCGGACAGAAAUUCUUCACCAAGGUCGUGGACGUCAGCAGGGAAGACCAGGUCAAAGGUUGGAUUGACGAGACAAUUGCCAAGUUUGGCCGCCUGGACGGUGCGGCCAAUAUCGCUGGGGCGGUCCACAGAUACAACAAACUGGCCGACACAGUCACAGAAGACUUCGACUUCGCGAUUAAUAUGAACACAAGAGGCGUGUACAACUGUAUGCGAGCCCAGAUUCCUCUCAUGAAGAGCGGCUCGGCCAUUCUCAACAUGAGCUCAAUAUCAGCCACCCAAACGGAACCAGGCAUCAGCUUGUACGGCUCUUCCAAAGCGGCCAUUAGCACGAUGAGCCUCGCCGCUGCGACCGAGUACGGAUCGACAGGCAUCAGAGUGAAUGCGAUUGCAACGGGGUUGACACUCUCUCGGCGUCUGAUGAACGUCGCCAAGGAAUAUGUGGAGCCGGGAAUUCAAGCCACGGCUCUGAAGAGGGGGGCUACGCCCAUGGAACAGGCCCAGGUCAUUGCAUUUCUGUUGAGCGAUGAGGCCAGCAAUGUCACCGGGACUGUCGUGAGAUGUGACGGAGGGGCCCUUGCACUGCCAUACUAG